Molecule: messenger RNA, 2771 nt
Organism: Lacerta agilis (Sand lizard)
Lineage: Eukaryota; Metazoa; Chordata; Lepidosauria; Squamata; Lacertidae
Gene: EDN3
Product: endothelin 3
Exons: 5
Coding region: 737-1372 (211 amino acids)
Biological process (GO): intracellular calcium ion homeostasis; regulation of systemic arterial blood pressure by endothelin; vein smooth muscle contraction
Cellular component (GO): extracellular region
Molecular function (GO): hormone activity; endothelin B receptor binding
Source: RefSeq, a predicted model, not a curated record
GCGAGCUUAUGCCAAAUCUCUGUUGCUCCGUAUGCAAAACCCGGGCUGGGGCGGAACCAAUCAGGACCAGAACCAGCUCCCACGCCCCGCCUCCAUCCCUAAACCCACCCCUCCUCCGGCGGCUCGCUUAACAGCUCGGCGCAAGUGAUGGGAUGAGAAACGCGCGCAAAACCCCGUUUUUGGCCAGAGCUGGCUCGUCUUGGCGGAGCAGCGUCCGGUGCGCCUGCUUUUCUCGGCAUUUACCUGGGCAAAGCUGCCGUUGCAGCAGGAUGCGGGAAACAGGAGGAGACAGAGAAAGACGAUAGCAACUCGGCAGUGUCGCUUGUUGGAAGCGGUUUGUGCCGGUGCGCGCGUGGGAAGCCCUGAACCCGCGUUUCGGAUCGGAUCGAGAGGCGCUGAGAGAAGAAAGGAGAGGAAAGGCGAGCUAUGGAGCGCGUCUUGGCAUUGCAACGCUUUCUUCGGGACUAGUUCUGCAAAGAGGGAGCUGGAGGGCAAGCGGGGUGAAGGCGCAACCGGCAAUCCAAGACCCCAGGCGCCGUUAACUCCUCGGCGCGUGGAGGAAACACGUCCGGGAGGAGAACUUCCACGUAGCCGCGACCCGGGAUUUUCCCUACCGCCAGGAGUAAUUUUGCACGCGCAAGUCUUACGGGGGUUUUCCGCCCCGCCCCGCCCCGCCAGCCCCCUUUCCUCGCCGUCUGUGUUUGCCUGCAAGUUGCGAAGCUUCCCAUUGGAUUUCAUGGAGCUGGGAUUCCUGGUACUUGUUGGGCUUACAGUUAUAUCGAGUACAGGCUUCUCACUGCCCGUCUCUCGCCCCCUGCUGCUCUACAGUGGUGGCAGUAGCAGCAACAACAACAGUGAGCUGAGGUUUCCAGGGCCCCACGGGAGGGUCAGCAAAGAAAACGAGACAGCAGUAGGAGGGCUGCUUUCAGCCAGCGACGCCACCGUGGGGAAAGUGGCUGGCCCACAGGAGGUACACCACAGAGCCAAGCGCUGCACUUGCUACACCUACAAAGAUAAGGAGUGUGUUUAUUACUGCCACCUGGACAUAAUCUGGAUCAACACGCCAGAGAGGAUUGUUCCAUAUGGACUGGCAAAUUACAGGGGAAGUUUCAGAGGCAAAAGAUCUACAGAGCGGCAUCGCAAGAGCUUGCAUUCAUCAAAACAGCCUCCAUUGCGCUGCUCUUGUGCAGACAGAUGCGACAAGCAGUGUAUGCAUUUUUGCAGAAGGACCCAGAAUGGCCAAUGUAAUAAUGAGCAACUGAACAGCAGAGAAGAAACAGAUCCCCAUCAAGAAAAGGAGCAUAUAUCUCACUCUGCAGCCCAGGAGAAUUUUCAGCUUCUUCAAAGUGGAGAGGUGCAGUCUGUGUUUUAAUUAUAUUGUGCGUGUAUGAAGCUGAGUACCUACUACCUAAGAUAUGAAACUCACUGAAGAUGAACAAAUGUUCAAGACUCUCAAAUGGAUUAUCUGCCUGCAGGUGCUUCCUUUUCCUGAACUGAUGCAAUCUUGAAAGUGGACAAUGUACCUGCCUGGAGGAAGUGUUACUGAACUGCAAUGUUCUGGCUCAUGUCUUGCUUGAAUCUUAUACACCCCACAUGAUGAUGACAUCCAUGAAGACAUCCGUCAGUUUUGGAAAGCAACAUUUUUUGCUGUUUACGGUCCCAAGAACAGCCCCCACUGGCAAAAAAAUAAAAAUAAAAAUAAAGAUUCAAGGAGUGAAAAACUUUCCUACUCUGUCAAGAUGCAGGACAGGAAAAAAAGAAUGCUUCACUUGUUUGCUUGUCAUAUGUAUGAAUGUCCAACUUUUCUCAUGCAGUUGCCAUGGGACAAAUUGGGACAUUGGAACAGUACCUGUAUUUGAUAUUUUGGUCACUUUUUUUAAAAGGCACCCUUUUCUCCAUAAUGUUGUUCAAACCUGUCUUCCUAUUGUAAUCUCAGUGGUGAAGAAAUGUAAAUGACAAUAUCUAUGCAGAUUGAAUAUGAAUGGCUAAUAUUAAUAUAAUUAUAACAUAUAGCAAGCUAACAGUAUACUGGGAGUAUUUCAUAGGUUAUUGGAUUUAGGCACCAAUUAUUCCUGCACUGAAAUGGAAUUUUACAACAGAUCUACUGGAUAGAUAUUGAGAGAGAAGAAUGCUAGUUUAUCCGUCCUAUUCACUCUGCUGCUCCGGGGUGAAGAAAUUCUGAAACAUUAAAAAUGCAUUUGAAGGACAUUCAAAGCCAUAUAUUAGCCCUUAAUUCAAAUUGCUAGAAGGACUGGCUGGGAAAAUACAGUGAUGGGAACUGUUAAUUGCAAUUAUGAAAGUUCAUUUUUGAGGAACAGAUGAAGCAGAAGAAUUGCAUGUAUUUCUACACAAUCAAUGGAUGUCCUUUUUGAAUUAGUUGGGUGCAUGUUAAGAAGACUGCGGAAGAACAUUCACCCAGUGUUUGCUAAUCAGAAAGAGGGAAAAGACAUUCAUUGCUGAUAGUUGAGAAUCUUUCAAAGGACACUUUCAUAAAAAUGGAUUUUUCUUUAAAAGUCUUUUAUUUUACAAGAACAUAGUUCUGGAGACCACAGUUAAGACUGUAGGCUGAACUGAUGAACUUUUGGGCUCAUUCAGAAAAUGUGCAAAUCCCCAAACCAGCUAUAUAAAAUUUGCAAAAUAAGUAACGGACAUUGUUUUCAGCAAGAAAGGAAGAGAUCUUUUGUCUAUAUUAUAUAUAUAUAUAUAUGAAUAUAUUACAUAAAUAAAUUAUUCUACUUAUAAAAGUAAAACACCGCUCUCCAUUAUCACAU